Eleginops maclovinus (Patagonian blennie) is the source of this 2292-nucleotide messenger RNA. It is a transcript of the gene tmem187, whose product is annotated as transmembrane protein 187. The record is from RefSeq and is a predicted model, not a curated record. Bases 191 to 961 code for a protein of 256 amino acids. Lineage: Eukaryota; Metazoa; Chordata; Actinopteri; Perciformes; Eleginopidae. The transcript has a single exon. Gene Ontology annotation, cellular component: transport vesicle.
AGGAGCACACACUGAUACGUCAAUGAACCAAAUCAAGUGUAUGUUGCAAGUAGCAGCCAAUCGAAAACUUUUAUUUUACACCAUGUGAUUCUGUUACCCGGAAAAACAACGGCUCCGACCUGUGAUCGCAGUCAGCAGAUCACUACGCACCCUUAUUAUCUCACGAGGGUCUACUCUGUUCUGAAGCAGGAUGAAAUCGGCUGUGCUUCACGUGUCGGUGCCUUUUGUGUUAUGUGUCGCCUGGGCGAACACCAGCCUGUUCGACCGGGUGGAGGUGGACCUGACCUCAGAGCAUUAUGCGGAGCAGCCGGUGGCGUCUCUACCCGGAUUCCUGGCCAUGCCCUGUAACUGUGCGGUUAACCUGGCUUAUAUCUUCAUGGGUCUGUACUGGCUGCUGUGGCGGGGAGGUGUGCACGAGACGGCGCGCGGCCGCUACCUGCGGGAGGUGUUCGCGCUCAUGGCUGUGCUGUACGGACCGGUGCAGUGGACGCGCCUGGCGCUGAUGCUGCGCACUCCCGCCGUGCUCGACCAGUGGUUCACCUUACCGAUAUUCGCGUGGGUUCCGGUGUGGAUCAGCUAUAUAGAACGCGGGCCAGAAAGGUGGCGCGCUGCAAUGUACGAGGUGCUGUCUAUCCUCAGCUACGGCCUCGCACUUGUGCACGAGCGAGGUUUUGAUUUAGCGCUGGGCUGUCACGUGGCUCUUGCAGUGUACAAGGGAGUGCGCGUGCAGGUUACCCACGGUGACAGCCGCACGCGGGGCUACCUGUUGCUCGCGCUGCUGUCCUGCGCAGGCUUCGUGCUGCUGAAGCUGCUGGACCACUGGCUCGCGCGGUACCGGCUCUUCCAGCGGCUCACCGGACACUUCUGGUCCAAAGUGUGUGACGUGCUGCAGUUCCACUUCAGCUUCUGUUUCCUCACCUCCCUCACACACAGGGGGAGGGGGGAGGGGAAGAGAAGAUAGGAGAACCUUUACUGAGUUCCCGGAUGGAUUAGCAGUGUAAUGGGCUAUUACACUGUCAAAUAAAUGCUUUCUAUGUCCUGAUAAACAUUACACUGUGUCCAAAAAACCCACACAUUCAAUCCAACAGUCAUGGGACACAGAGAAGAAGAAAAAUAUAUAAAAUAAACAGAAAAAUGAGGAGAAAAAAAGGACAAUGUAGAUGAUGAAAACUCAAAAAGUUCUAUUAAGUUCUUCAACAGUUACACGCCCCCCCCCCCCCCCCCCCUCAGGAUUGAACACAGUCAACAGGACAGGAAGAUCUUCCUCACCAUGCAGGGACCAGCCUUUCAAAACCUUGGCUCCUACUGAAAGGAUUCAGGUCCAAAAGACAUAUUCAUGUAUCUGGUUUAUACACAUUUAACCAUCAACCAUGAUAAUGUUGAUUACUGUUUGUUAUUUUUGUUGUUAUCAAAGCGGUAUGUUUUUGGGGGUUUUUUUGUGCAGUAUUACAGAUCGUUCAAACACAACUGUUGCUGCUUAGAAACACCAUGGUGAGAGAAUAUGGCAGAAAUUCAUAUUGUGGUUGAUCAAUGAAAGUAAAAUGAACAACCUAAUGGAUCAUUAUAAUGUUUAAGUUAAAAAGACCUGUAAUAUAUUCCAAAUGUUUUAUUGUAUAGAAAGUAUAAUCCCCAGGUUACCAUCCACCAUCAACAUGUUGACUGCAAUAAACUGUGAAGCGGUUUCUGGUUGCAGUGUUUAAUGUGACACAUCCUGUUCAGUGACCCACAGCAGCAGCUUCCCUCAGACACGCACACGUCAUGUGUUGGUAGUUCCUGACAUUAGAUAGCUUGCUAACAGACAGUGAUUUGAGCAGCAGAGAAUAAAGUAAACAGCUAGUGGCCUACUUGCUCCUGCUGUGUGUUUCAGCAUCAGAAAUACUUUAUUCAUCCCAAACUGGGAAUCUUUUUUGUUACAGAAGCAAAAUACAACAUAAUAAAAUUAAGAAAUAUACUGAUAAAACAGUGCAAUGAAAUGGAAUAUUAAAUGAAAAUAUAAUGUACAAUGUACAAUGUUAAGUGUAAAGUGUGCAAGUUAACAGAGGGGCUAUGGAGCAGUGAGUUGUCAGGGGGGAAUUAUUGUACAGUGUUAUUGCAGUGGGCAGGAAUGUUUUCCUGUACCUGUCCCUGUCCAUGUAGGCAACAGAGUGGAACGUUAAUUUUGGACCUAUAAAGAAGAUAUGAUAAAUAAAGGAUCCUCCCUUCGUACAAUCCACAUAAAGAACAUCGGAUUGUACACCCUUGUUUUACAAACAGAGGGAAAACAGUUUCUACAGGAUCAUAUUGAUUUAUAAA